CUGUCAUUUACUUUUACCUACCAGAGUGUCUUCUGUAAGCCUUGCUAUCAGAGAUAUGGCCUCUGUACCAGCAGCAGAAUGUAGUUCUGGUGUUCCCCGGAAACAAAAGUGCACAGCCUUGGGCCUCGCAGACAGUAGCCCAUGUCAAUUUGAUGUAACAUCCGCCAAUGGCCACUUUUGUCAUUUCCAUUCCAGGCAAUGCUAUGGCCUAUACAAAGGCUAUAAACGCCGCAAUGCUCAACUUGAUGCUCUUACAGCGUCUCCUCCUGCCUAUUUGGCGCAAUGCGGGACAAAACUGGCAAAUGAGAAUUUCAUGGCAGUUGAAGAUGAAGACCGGCUCGAGGAAAUUCAUAAUCAUCUCUUCAAGAUGUACGCUCUUCUGGAUCGCGUCAUCAAGGCUCGCAAACUUCACCAUAGUCAUUUCUAUGCCCAGACCAUGGACUACGGCCAUGCAAAAUACCUCAAUACACUCAUAACGCAGAAGCUGACAGUGCAGAAAGCUUUGGUGCGUCUGACGCAGCGCCUGGCUGAGGUUCUCUACCAGCAACGGAAAUGGUUCAAGUGGGCGCGAGAAUGCCAAGAAGAGGAAGAGAAACAGCGUGAGAACGAACAGAAGAAGAUCAAGCAUGAAGCUGCUCUUUUCCGUCGCCAAGCCAAGAGACUCGAAGCCCGCAUACGGGAACUUCGGGCAAAAGAGGACAGCAGACGACAAGAAGAGUACCUAGAGUCGGUGUAUCAAGAGAGCCUUGCCAAUCAAUCAGCAGAGUCGGAUGACGAGGCUUGGGAUCCCAUUGAAGAUAUCAUGGAAAAUGAACGCGGCACUUAUAUCGAGCUCAUCAAGCAUUUCCUAUGGUUGGAGCUUCGACCCAGCUCAAACCCGCCCUCAGAAAGCAGUCUCGCUCCAGAAGUUGAUGUCGAUGGAGCAUGCGAACCAUCAACGAAAGUCAAAGACAUUCAGACAGCGCAAAAUUCGUCAAACGAAUCUUCAGUGUCGCAGAACGUAAAAGCCAAAAAGAAGUCCAAGAGCAAAAAGAACAAAGGCAACCUUACCACGGAUGACACGACCGAGAUUGAGUAUAUCGACCCUGAUUCCUCGAACGGAGCUAGCCACUCACGGACAGUUAUUGUCCCCGCCCAAGGAGGAAGCAAACGACAAGAAACCGAACCAGACGGGGCGAAGAUCGAAAGCCGAGAGGACAUUCGGAUGAGACUUCUUGAAGGCACAAAGCCCAUCAACGAUAAUCUAAUGUUCCUCGACGCUUCUGGCCGAACCGAGAAAUUCGAGCGUAUGGAACCGAUGCCCGCUUCAGAAGUAGACCGUGUGCUCGAAGAGAUCGCGGAGAUAAAGAAUUACCUGUUCUGCCGGCUUUUACUUGGAAAUGCCGUUCUGCUCCCGGCAGCUAUGAAAGCGAACAGCGUGCACGACCUUCUCGCAGAUCCCGAAGUCAAAACUGCUGAUUUGCGAGAUUUAUGUCUGAGGUUAGAACAGCCUCAGUUGCAGGAGAUCCGGGACGCAUGUGCAGAUUUUUGUCGCAAAGUCGACGACAACAAUGCGUGUCCGGACGAUGAGUUAGACGAAGAUGAACACAGUGAGAAGGAAGAUGGCAUGAUGGACUUGAAGUUGAGGAAGAAAAGGCAUAAACACCAUCUGCCAAAGAUAUGGAAGUCCAACCGAGAAAAGGCUAUUCGGACCGCACAACCGCAAGCUUCAGUUGCGUUACAGGAGAUGCUAGACCAAGCCGGAUUUCUCGAUGAGAAGCACGGCACCCGUGUUGAUUUCGGUAAAAUCGACGAACAAGGCGAAUUUCAAAAAAGUAACUUGCGAGUCAAGAUCUGUGGGCGCUACAUCUACCAUUACCCCUAUCGAGGCGCAAUGAAACGAGGCGGUUGGCUGCAUUUCAGCAUCAUGGCAAAGGAAUGCAAUCUUCACGAAGCUGUCGAGCUGUGCAAGUCAUGGGACGAAUUCUUCGAGCUAAGCGUUCUGACGCUCUACCAAUACUUUCCGUCCCCUGAGUGGCUUCUUUGGGCAGGAGACUUUGUGAAACGGCAGUAUCUCCAAGUUGGCUUUUUCCCUUAUUUCAUUUUCAACGAGGCAUCUGGGCUCACCGCGAGUAAACGUGGUCGCAAUCAGGUAGGCCGUCGCAUUCAUGCUUCUUCUGAAAUGAGAAAUUUUAUCUGUGCGCAUAUGAAACGCAUUGAUCCGGUCACUCGUCGAUUCAUCCAGUAUACCUCAAUGCAAACCACAAGAAUGUUGAUCUUGGUGAGGGACGGAAAAACUGGGCGUAUUAUUGUGACACCGCCGGAGGACGACCUAUGGCUCGUCCGAUCUAAGCACGGAUAUGGCAGGGAGACCAGGACUGAGUGGGAGACCAAACGAUACGUCGGGCCGUUAUUCUUCGAGGAAAUGGAGAGGUUUAGGAGUUUCAGCCUCGGCUUCGACGAUUAUUAUGAUAUCUAUAUUUGGUGCACAGAACCGGGAACUCCGUGGCAGAUGCUCCACGCCAGUGUCAUUGAGAUGCUGUAUAAGGCGAAUCGGGUCAUACAGCCUGAGGAUAUAUUCGCCUCAAUCGCUCCAAUUCUGAAGACUGUAACUCGAGAUGAAAACACAUGGCGCCCGCGAGAUAUUCGCGAGGGAGAAUCGGCUCAAUCGAUCUGGGAUGAGAUACGAAACGACUCCAGGUUCGAGUGGCGAACACCGAAGGGAGAUGUUUAUACCGAGAUGCCAAAGCAUUUGGCGUAUGGAGAAGCAGAUGCUCUCGAAGACGAAAUCCUCUUUCCAGAAGACUUUUCAAGCUCCUCCAGCAAACAACGCUUCAAACCGAUCGAAAACAGCCUGACAAUGUUCGAGUCAGGCCGGAUGCAGGACUUCGUUACGAAACAGUUCAUUCAACGUGGCGACUUCAGCGAUGAAGAGUCCGAUGACAUGGACAUGGAAUAUAUCGAGGAAGAAGAUACCGAUGAGACGGAUGCAUCGCAACAAGGCGGUGCUGGAGAGGAGGAUCAGAUUCCAUCGUCUCGCGAUCACCCAGUGGGCGACGAAUUGGAAUAUCUGGAGGAAUAUCAUAAGGACGCUGCUCGCCCGUCCGAGCACGAGGGUGAUGAAUCCUCACGAGAGUUGCUAUCUAAUAUCUUCUCCCACGUAGCCACGAGCAGGAAGAUAUUGGAUUCGUUUGGGCCUGGUCCCAACGUAGAGGACCUCGACUUGGAAGAAGAAUACCUGAUGUAUAUUGAUAUGUAUAAAUCGAAAGUCUUCAAAGAAGCAUGGCACGGAUGCGAUCUCGAACCGGGUGCUCGGGACAGCUGGAACGAUUACAUCUCGAUUCGUUAUGACGCCGAAAAGGAUCUAGUGCUCUUCGAUGAAGCGUGCUUUCUCUCUGCACAGGUUCUGAAGCACCUGGAGUACCAUCCAGAAACUCACCCGAGGGUGAUGAACGACGUACGACGGGCUUGCGCGGCGGUCUUGCUCUUUAGCUCAAAAGCUUCUUCGUUCCUUGGGGGCAGAUAUGGUGACAAGCACAAAGAUUCCAAACUGCUCGAUCAAAAGGGACGCUCAGAGCAACUUCCCACCCGUCGAAGUUGCUACAGCUCCAAAUAUCGAGAUGGCUCAUUCUACAAAGCAUUUGACGAAGCAGUUCAGGCAUCGCGCACGAAGGUCUCACAGACUCUAUACGAUGAGCUUCCUGCCGAGUGGGACAUUUGUAUUCGUCCUAAGCUCGCACAAUUAUUCAAGCACGGUGUGAUUUGCGUUUCAUAUACUCCAGAGGAAUGCAUUCCUGGCAGGGCAUUUGCGGCUAAAGAGCAUGGUCGCCCUUUGGACCUGUUCAUUGACUACCGGCCGACCGUCAAUGGAACCAGAUUGACAAAGCAUAUGGUCAGUCCCUAUGCUAUCACCAUCGAAUCACUGCGCGAGAAUGCCCGACAAUUUGCAACAUCUCGGCCCGAGGCCCGAUUUGCAUUGCUCCGCCUAUGGUCGACACCUUAUUUCUAUCCGUUCAUGAUCGCGCUGUGGAAUCGGCCAUCACACGCCUUUACCGACGCUAUUGGCCGUGCCUGGGAGUGGAAGUUUAUGCCUACGGAUAUGCCUUACUCGGAACACAGCGUACACUACAACAUGACUGAGAGAUUCAACCCUUUCAUGGCCAAAUUCGAACAUGGAAACAGGCUCAAGAUCCGUAAGGAUGUGGUUCUUGUGAUGGGAGAAAACGAAGAGCAACUCUUGAAACUCGCGUCUGCGGCCACGUUCAUUGUGCAGACGCGGCCUUGGCGGCUGGAGAUUGAUUUCUGCAAGAGCUUCGUCAAUAUUGAUAUUGAGUUCCUGAACGGCCUGGAUGAUGCUUGGUGGGCUUGAAGCCCCCCAAUGUUCCAACACAGCAGUAAUGUCAACAUAAGUCUCGAUGAUUCUCAUCUCGAAAUACCUGAUCUAAAUCACCGGCCGUCAGGUUUUCCCUCUGCCAGAAUAGCUUACCGCAUCAUUCUAUGUCAGGAUCUUUAUUUGGCAAGCGUGGCCAUAACUGCUGGGACAGCUCGCACCCCGUUUCUCC
Molecule: messenger RNA, 4541 nt
Organism: Cladophialophora immunda
Lineage: Eukaryota; Fungi; Ascomycota; Eurotiomycetes; Chaetothyriales; Herpotrichiellaceae
Exons: 7
Coding region: 56-4348 (1430 amino acids)
Source: RefSeq, a predicted model, not a curated record